AUGGGCGGUGCCGCGUCGGCGGCCAAGUACGGCCCGGACAACAAUAAGAUGGUGGUGGACACGCUCAAGAAGCUGCCGUUCAUGCAGAUGAUGGACGACCGCCUGCUGCAGGAACUGGCCAAGUGCUUCCAGGUCGCCAAGUACGCCAAAGGCGCGGUCAUCAAGAACGACGCUACGUCGCGAUUCUUCGUGGUGGUGGCCGAGGGCUCUGUCGACAUCAGCACGAUGCUGCCCAAGCCCAACAGCAAUCAGCUCAUGUCCGAGCUGCUCUGCCAGCGCAAAACGGGCGACUACAUCUCGUACGUCGCGCGGGACCAGUUGGUCGCGCAGAUGAUGGGCGACGACAGCGACGACGCCCCACGCACCGCCAAAGAGGCGAGGAAAAAGCUGGCAGCUCUGCUUGAACUGAACAAGACCACGGCAGAUCCGUUCGUCGGGUGCACUCUGCUUAAGUUGAAUUUCGACAAGUUCUCAAAGCUCAGAUCGCGCUUGACGGUGCACUCGGUGGGGAUGAAAAAUACAGCACGAUUCUCCGGUGGGAGGAAAGGCAAAGGCGGCAUGGGAGCAAUGACAGCCCCGGAAAAGCUGCAUUUGAUGGGGUCGAUCGUGGAGUCAGAGGUGGUUAAUUACCUGGUCGAGAUCCCGUUCCUGGAGAGAGUGGAGAUGACGCGCCUUGUGAUGCUCGCCAACAUGUGCUCGUAUCUUUUCGUGAGGCGCGGGGAGUCUGUCUGUGUGGAAGGUGAAAUCGGCGACAAGUUCUUUGUCUGCAUCAAGGGUACUUUGCAGGCCACUCUGCAAGUCUCACUCAACGCAGCACAGCCAACAUUUACUGCUCUGACUCCAGAAGGAGGGCCUGGACGGAGAACGAGCAUCGUAGCGCUACAGGAAAAUGUCGCCGGAGCUUUCGGAGACAAGAAGAUACAAGCUCUUAAGCGCAUGGGUACUGGGUCAUAUUUCGGCGAGAUAUCACUAGUGUUCAAGAUUCCGCGCGUAUGCAGCAUCACUGCUUUGGACGAUGCGCUGCUAGUGUAUGUGGAUCGCACCGCGUUUUGCAACUUUCUCAAGGUGGCCCCCGACGCUGCCGUGGUGUUGCUUGAGCACGUGCGCCUUAACUUCAUGGACACUCUCAUUAAACAGGGCUGUGCCUUCUUGAACGCGAUUCCACCCCUCAAAUUGCAAGAGCUAAGUUAUAUGAGCGAGAUCGUAGACUAUGAGUUCGACUCGAUGAUAAUGCGGCGCGGCGACCAGAAAACAGCAUUCUACGUGCUUCUACGCGGCGUCGUUGAGAUCGACUACGGCAGCACAGACACGAUUGUCGAGGCUGAAAACGAGGACAUUAUGGGCGAUGACGCUAGUGAUAAGGGGAGCGGACUCGUGCUGGUACACCCAGGUGGGUACUUUGGUCAAGAAGCGCUUCUGCUAAACUGUGGGUCACUGGUGGAUGUCCGAUGUUUGGACCAUUGCCUCGUGCUAAAGCUGAUGCCUGAGAACUUCCACGAGUUCUUCUCCACUCUGCCUGAGUUAUUCGCCGAGUUCUGUAUCAAGUGUCUGCGUGAGAGAGCGCACCCAGAUCACAUAAUGCAGCACUAUGAGGGUCACAAACUGUGGGCGGCCGAUUGUGUCACUCGACUUCGGCAUCACGAAGUCGCACUUUUCGAGUACAUUGAAGACUUUAAGUGGGAAGCUGACAUCUCGGAGGAUCGCAUCCACGAGCGAGCACUGGUGAUUUAUCUCAAAUUUCUAGCGGAUACUGCAACGACGCCAGUGAAUAUCUCGCCCGGUGUGCUGGCCGCAAUAGAAGACGAAUUGUCUUCGGAUGGCGUAGGGCGAGACGUUUUUGCGGGCGUUCGAGAGGAGAUUCUCGAUGGUAUGGACGACGAAGCGUUCUGCGCCUUCAAGGCGUCGCGCGUUUUCCAGGAGUUUCUGACGGUGUUGCACUGUCCACGGGCUGUCUUAUAUUCACUUACCCCCGAGAUGGAGGUUAUGUUGAGCAUGCGGUCGCCUCCCCCCCUUGCGGCCAGAAGAUUUACAACCCACCGUGGCGAAUACAGCCCCAAAAGCACCCUCCCGCCCCCUAAACGUGCGUUCGGGUCGGCGUUGUCGGGUCUCGGCCCCGACAGGUUCCGGCGAAACUCGGCGACGGUGUUUGCAGUGGCGAAUUCCAUGGGCACAAUAGACGACGACAUGUUCGCGCCUCUCGCUGCGCACUCUCGGCGGAAAACAAAGGGCGGGGGCGGCACCUCGCGGAAGCUGUCGACGUCGUUCGUGUUCUGA
This is a messenger RNA of Phytophthora sojae, 2274 nucleotides long. RefSeq lists its product as hypothetical. The transcript has a single exon. Bases 1 to 2274 code for a protein of 757 amino acids. Lineage: Eukaryota; Oomycota; Peronosporomycetes; Peronosporales; Peronosporaceae. The record is from RefSeq and is a predicted model, not a curated record.